Corticium candelabrum is the source of this 2756-nucleotide messenger RNA. RefSeq names its product lebercilin-like protein. The transcript is spliced from 3 exons. Gene Ontology annotation, biological process: intraciliary transport. Lineage: Eukaryota; Metazoa; Porifera; Homoscleromorpha; Homosclerophorida; Plakinidae. The record is from RefSeq and is a predicted model, not a curated record. The coding region runs from base 41 to 2578 and encodes 845 amino acids. Gene Ontology annotation, cellular component: axoneme.
ACGAAACGCCUCCUACGUGUAUGGUAGACAGAAGAACAAGAUGAUCGAAUCGGAGUACUCUCCCUAUUCCGAAGACGAAUUCGAAGGCGAAUCGGAAGACGAGGGCGUCGAACGCUCGCCCAAAGAAGAUCACCACUCCAGUGGACAUCACAGUCUCUCACGAUCACCAGACGUACAAUCGGGCAACUCACUGACGGCCAACCCCUCCACCCCAUCGACAACCAGCAACGCUCGCAGAGUGAGAAUGAAACGAACAAGCCGCAAUAGUUCUAACAAAGCCGCCAAAGCGCGACCAGCGGCGAUGAAAGCAGCAAAACGACCUCAAACUCCAACCGCUCGUGUGAGCGCUAGGAAGCACAAGGCGCGCGUUCAUCAGUUCGAUGCGAUGUCGGAAAAGAGCAGACACUCUCCGAAGAUCACGCCUAAACGCACAGCAACGAUUAUCUCCGUGGCAGAGCCGUCGCCACUGGAACGCGUCAUCCUUGCCAAACAGGAAACAAUAACUGAGCUGUCUGAUAGGCUCGUUAUCAAGGACAGUGAGGUUAAAGAGUUGAGGAAGGAAAAUAAACUGCUAAGGACUGUUCAGUUUCGUCAGGGGAAGGCGCUCGAUCGGUUUCAGAAUGCUGAGGCCGAGCUGCCGCAGCUUGUCAACCGUCACACGCUUGAGAUGGCUGGGUUGAAGCAGAGAUUGAGAAAGAGUCAGAACAGAUUGAUGGCGACCGAGCACAAGAUGAGGGAGCAGAACGAGGAGGUUUGGAAGUUGAAGGUGAUGUUGAAUGAAGUUACCAAACUGUCGGGUGAUAAACACUUGCUGGAGAGAGACAGACUGAGACAGAUGCUGAACAAGACAAAUGAGAAGUUGGAUGAGAAGACAAAGAGGGUCGUGGACCUGGAGAAGCACGUUGAAUUGCAGGGUAAGACACACAAUCGCGAAGUAAAAGACCUAAAGUUAAAGUAUAAACAAGCGGUGCAAGAAGCCGAGAAAUGGCAGGAACAAUACGAGACAGUUUUCUUCCAACUCAAGGAGAAGCUCAAGGAGUUGGAGAUCAAGAACAUUUACAGUCAAAGAAUAAUUAGGAACACGCCACGAACUCUACCUCCCGUCGCACAUGCAUCUACAUCUACACAAGAUGUUGCAGUCAACACGGAGACCCUUACCAUUGGUGACGUUAGGCCGCCGACUGACAUGACAUCAGGAACGUCUGUUUCACUGACCGAAAGCACGACUAGUGUACUACCAGACAAGCAGUCGCCUAGUCCAACACACUCGUUGCCUAGACCUCCAUCACAACCACGACCGCUCAACAUGCCAAGACGCAACUCUCCACGUUUGUUUUCUUCGUCUACUGUGAGGGACAGUGCCAUGUCUAAUGGUGAGGAACAUACUAUGAAGGAGAAUGUCAGUAGCUUAGCAACACACGAACUCGGAAACAGUGAAUCUCUGUCUCGUCCUGUUGGUAGUCAAGUAAACGAACAUGAACAACCGUUUGAGAGGGCACUCACCAGUUUGCCACAGGGAGUUUUUGUAACACAGAAUGGUAGUAAGGCAGAGGUGGCAGUUGGUCCACAACUGACUAGUCAAAAUGAAAAUGGAGAAGAACCUGAUGCUGCAGCACUGGCAGCUGCAGCUGAAGAACGACGAAAGAAAGAUCUCCUGCUUGCAAAGCUAAGGGCAAUGGAUGAAGAAGAAGCAAGUGACAAUUCAACUAACCAACAGACACUGCAGAUUGUGAGGGAUCAUCCCACUGUUGCAACCAGCUCUGGUGACGUCCUUGCCGCAAAGGAGACUUCACCAGAUAUGAAUGGCAUCGGCGAUAUAUUGAAACACGAUCAAUCGUCUAGUCAGUUUGUACUUAGCUCUGAUGUGGUGAGGGAUAGCGCAGCAGUUGAUGUGGUGACAAAACCGGAGCAAGCAUCCGAUCAAGCCUCAAUGAUUAGCAAAUCAAGCAGCCAGUAUUCAUGGAGUAACCGUGUAGAGAAUCUGCACAGCGGUCGGCCUGCGCUCUCUACAGACGAAGACUAUUAUGGUGCACACUCUACUUCGGCAGGCAGACGAGCCACAUCCGAUAGAAUAAAAGCCAGAGAGACCAACCACAGUCGAGAGAAUAGUGACGCUGCAUCGCUUGAAACCCACAGCAGCGGCGAGCAUCGAGAGAGCAGUGGGAAGUCAUUAACUCGUAGACACAAACCCCCUCUAACUGAAAAUCUCACAAAACUAGCAGUCAAUGGUGAAAUGCCACCGCCAGCAGACAAACCAGUAGACGAUUUAGAAGAGACAACCGGAUACCAACCAUCAUUUCUUGAACCUAAGGCAGCUGCACCAAUCGACUCACCCCCUGUAAAGAAGCUGCCUCUCAAAUUUAACAAGAAAAAGCCAUAUCCGUGGGAAACAAGUAUUCCUGUCUUUCCGCAGAGGAAAGUGGGGAGUGAGCAGGCCGAGGCGGGAAAGAGUAAUAACAAGUCUUUAGAUUUCCUUAGUUCAGAGCCACUGCUACCAAGACGGGAGAGGCAAAUUCCAACAAGUAUCAUAACACACGAUACAGUGAACGAUGAUGAUAUAGAAGAAGUUGUGUUGUAGACAUACACUGUAUUAUAUACGUUAUCUGGAUCUCAGAUCGAAGUAAUGAACGUACUCAGUGACAUAGUCAGUUACAUGCAACAAAACAUUUCAAGCUAAUUUAUAUUGGGUACACACACUGUACUACAGUAGUAAUUUCUAUGUAUUGUAAAUUUUGUUGUAAACAUGACCUCUUGCU